GCAGGCGGAGGAGCGCCCUUCCCCCCGCGCGCUGAUUGCUGUGGCGUCUUGCCCGUCCCCGCCCGCGUGUGUGCGAGGGAGGGCGAGUGAGCCGGGUCGGCCCGAUGGGGGUAAUCGAGGGUUUCGGGGACGCCGAGCGGCACUUUCCUCUUCCCAGCGAGUGAAGGAGGGCAGUCGGCGGCUCUCGCGCCCCGGCCACUUUCCCUGCGCGAUUCCCGGAGCUCCCUGCAGGAGGUGAGAGUCCCCAGCGGGUCCGGAUGGCGUAGUUGUGCCGCGGCGCAGCAGCUGCCGGAGCUCGCCGCCGCCGAGCGCUGGGCGGGGAAACUUUCCGCCGCUUUCCUCCAACUUGCUGCGGGUGGAUCUCCGCUGGACACACCGCCUCCGAGCUCUGCAGCUCUCCUCCCUCCUGUAAUGCUUCCUCUGCCUGCAGUGUCACCUGACUUUUUAAAUCUUCGCUUAUCCUCAGGCAGUUUGAAAAUUGCAAGGAGGGACUUUAAGACUACUUCUGAUUUGCAAAGAUUGUCUGUGCUCUGAGCAGGCUGAAGUAACUGGAUGAGACGCACUGUUGGAGAAAUAAAAAUGACUUCCCAUUAUGUGAUCGCCAUCUUUGCCCUGAUGAGCUCCUGUUUAGCCACUGCAGGUCCAGAGCCUGGUGCACUGUGUGAACUGUCACCUGUCAGUGCCUCUCAUCCUGUCCAGGCCUUGAUGGAGAGCUUCACUGUUUUGUCAGGCUGUGCCAGCAGAGGCACGACUGGGCUGCCGCAGGAGGUGCAUGUCCUGAAUCUCCGCACUGCAGACCAGGGGCCUGGCCAACUACAGAGAGAGGUCACACUUCACCUGAAUCCCAUCUCCUCAGUCCACAUCCACCACAAGCCUGUCGUGUUCCUGCUCAACUCCCCACACCCCCUGGUGUGGCAUCUGAAGACAGAGAGACUUGCCACUGGGGUCUCCAGACUGUUUUUGGUGUCUGAGGGUUCUGUGGUCCAGUUUUCAUCAGCAAACUUCUCCUUGACAGCAGAAACAAAAGAAAGGAACUUCCCCCAUGGAAAUGAACAUCUGUUAAAUUGGGCCCGAAAAGAGUAUGGAGCAGUUACUUCAUUCACCGAACUCAAGAUAGCAAGAAACAUUUACAUUAAAGUGGGGGAAGAUCAAGUGUUCCCUCCAAAGUGCAACAUAGGGAAGAAUUUUCUCUCACUCAAUUACCUUGCUGAGUACCUUCAACCCAAAGCAGCAGAAGGGUGUGUGAUGUCCAGCCAGCCCCAGAAUGAAGAAGUACACAUCAUCGAGCUAAUCACCCCCAACUCUAACCCCUACAGUGCUUUCCAGGUGGAUAUAACAAUUGAUAUAAGACCUUCUCAAGAGGAUCUUGAGGUGGUCAAAAAUCUCAUCCUGAUCUUGAAGUGCAAAAAGUCUGUCAACUGGGUGAUCAAAUCUUUUGAUGUUAAGGGAAGCCUGAAAAUCAUUGCUCCUAACAGUAUUGGCUUUGGAAAAGAGAGUGAAAGAUCUAUGACAAUGACCAAAUCAAUAAGAGAUGACAUUCCUUCAACCCAAGGGAAUCUGGUGAAAUGGGCCUUGGACAAUGGCUAUAGUCCAAUAACUUCAUACACAAUGGCUCCUGUGGCUAAUAGAUUUCAUCUUCGGCUUGAAAAUAAUGCAGAGGAGAUGGGAGAUGAGGAGGUCCACACUAUUCCUCCUGAGCUGCGGAUCCUGCUGGACCCUGGUGCCCUGCCUGCCCUGCAGAACCCGCCCGUCCGGGGAGGGGAAGGCCAAAAUGGAGGCCUUCCCUUUCCUUUCCCAGAUAUUUCCAGGAGAGUCUGGAAUGAAGAGGGAGAAGAUGGGCUCCCUCGGCCAAAGGACCCUGUCAUUCCCAGCAUACAACUGUUUCCUGGUCUCAGAGAGCCAGAAGAGGUGCAAGGAAGCGUGGAUAUUGCCCUGUCUGUCAAAUGUGACAAUGAGAAGAUGAUCGUGGCUGUAGAAAAAGAUUCUUUUCAGGCCAGUGGCUACUUGGGGAUGGACGUCACCCUGUUGGAUCCUACCUGCAAGGCCAAGAUGAAUGGCACACACUUUGUUUUGGAGUCUCCCCUGAAUGGCUGCGGUACUCGGCCCCGGUGGUCAGCCCUUGAUGGUGUGGUCUACUAUAACUCCAUUGUGAUACAGGUUCCAGCCCUUGGGGACAGUAGUGGUUGGCCAGACGGUUAUGAAGAUCUGGAGUCAGGUGAUAAUGGAUUUCCGGGAGAUAUGGAUGAAGGAGAUGCUUCCCUGUUCACCCGACCUGAAAUCGUGGUGUUUAAUUGCAGCCUGCAGCAGGUGAGGAACCCCAGCAGCUUCCAGGAACAGCCCCAUGGAAACAUCACCUUCAACAUGGAGCUAUACAACACUGACCUCUUUUUGGUGCCCUCCCAGGGGGUCUUCUCUGUGCCAGAGAAUGGACACAUUUAUGUUGAGGUAUCUGUUACUAAGGCUGAACAAGAACUGGGAUUUGCCAUCCAAACGUGCUUUAUCUCUCCAUAUUCGAACCCUGAUAGGAUGUCUCAUUAUACCAUUAUUGAGAAUAUUUGUCCUAAAGAUGAAUCUGUGAAAUUCUACAGUCCCAAGAGAGUGCACUUUCCUAUCCCGCAAGCCGACAUGGAUAAGAAGCGAUUCAGCUUUGUCUUCAAGCCCAUCUUCAACACCUCACUGCUCUUUCUACAGUGUGAGCUGACGCUGUGUACCAAGGUGGAGAAGCACCCCCAGAAGUUGCCUAAGUGUGUGCCUCCUGACGAAGCCUGCACCUCGCUGGACGCCUCGAUAAUCUGGGCCAUGAUGCAGAAUAAGAAGACGUUCACCAAGCCCCUUGCUGUGAUCCACCAUGAAGCAGAAUCUAAAGAAAAAGGUCCAAGCAUGAAGGAACCAAAUCCAAUUUCUCCACCAAUUUUCCAUGGUCUGGACACCCUAACCGUGAUGGGCAUUGCGUUUGCAGCCUUUGUGAUCGGAGCACUCCUGACGGGGGCCUUGUGGUACAUCUAUUCUCACACAGGGGAGACAGCAGGAAGGCAGCAAGUCCCCACCUCCCCGCCAGCCUCGGAAAACAGCAGUGCUGCCCACAGCAUCGGCAGCACGCAGAGCACGCCUUGCUCUAGCAGCAGCACGGCCUAGCCCAACCCAGCCCAGCCCAGCCCAGCCCAGCCCAGCCCAGCCCAGUCCAGCCCAGCUCAGCUACUGCCAAGGGCAGGACCAAUGGCUGAGCCUCGUGUCCAGACUCAGAGAGCUGGAUUUUGGUUCCUUUGUAAAGACAGAGUGAAUUUCAGUAUAAAGAUCACCCAUUGUAUUCACCCCACACCCAGGGCUAGUAUAACCAUGACCCUGGGCUUCUGUACCACACUAGAAUUCAUGUGAGAAAGCUAAAAUGGUGGUCUUCUCCACCAGCCCCUCACAGGCUUGGGGGUUUUCAAUGUGAAACACAUGCCAGUUUUUAAAAUGCUGCUUUGUCCAGGUGAGAACAUCCAUAAUUUGGGGCCCUGAGUUUUACCCAGACUCAAGGAGUUGGUAAAGGGUUAACAGCCAGAUAGUAGAACCAGUGAGGAGAUGCGGCCAAAGAUUAUAUCUGAACCAAGAUGUAAAACAAGAAAUGCUUUGAGGCUUUCUAAGCGUUCCUCCUGUCUAAUUUGCACCUUCGUCUGGAUGCACACUUCUGACCUUGCUGCCACAACCUGUGGGGUCUGAUGUGUCCCUUGAUGGGUGCUGCCCUCAGGGACUGCACCCUGACAAGUGUCAAGGCAACAUUCCUUUCUUGUGUCCUGGGCCAAAACCAAUGCUGAUGACCUUAUCAGCUUCCUGUUUCUUCCCAUACUUGCAUACACCACUGCAAAAUGUCUUAAUGCAAAUUUUGUAUUUCUUAUAGGCCUACAGAAAUUGAAAAUGACCAAAAUCAGGAACCACAGAUUUGUGCCCAUUCCUAAUAUUUUGUUCUGACAAAUUAAUGUAUAAUUUGAGGUGAAAUUCAGUUAUAAAGUCAAGGACGAAUUUGCACAGUGAUAUAUUUCUAUGUGUAUGCAAGUACAAGUAUAUAAUAUGUCAUCUGGCACAUUCAUUUUCUCAGUUGAAGAAGAGAAAAUUUGAAAAUGUCCUUAUGCUUUUAGAGUUGCAACUUAAGUAUAUUUGGUAGGGUGAGUGUUUCCUCUCAAAACGUGUCAGCUUAAAAAAAAAUAGGCCCUUUUAUAAAAACCAAGCUCUAGCGAGAUGCAAAUGCAUGGCAAAUCCUGUUGGUCUCCAGUUGGUUAUCUGAAUAGUGUCGCCAAUUCCAUCAAGACAGUGCUGAGAUUGGAAAAGGGCACUCAUUUGGAUUGCCUUACUUCUCUUGCCUUAAAUAUAUCCCAUAUAUUUAAUAUAUCAAAAAGGGCUUGAGGUGAAUUUCAUUAAAUGGAAUAAUAUGAUGCCACUUUGCAGCUAAAAUAAGCUCAGUGAUACUUCUAUGUUUAAAAAAAAAAAAAAAAAAAAAAGAAUGCCAGAGGGGAAUUAUCAUGCUAAAUUAUUUUACUGCUGAAGAUAGCUUCAUUGCAAAUUAUUCUUUUUCUGGAAUUUCCCCAAACAACUUAGAAUUCCAUAAGUAGAACAAGAUAGAUUCUACCCCCAAAAUAUUCAUAAGCAAAUCCCACUGCCCUUAGAAUAAGGAAGUUAUUUAUGCCUGGUUGUCUGUGAAUGGAACCUCAGUAGGUAAUGCUGAUGAAGCUUAAAACCUUAGGGCAGUGUCUGUAUGGGAAACAAGUAUGUGGAAAUUGACAAUCAUUUUUACCAAAUCGUUGAGUAAUAAUCUGACUUACCUGAUAGAUAUACACAUUCAAUAAGGAACUUUUUUUUUUCAAUAAGAAAUAUUUUAACCAAAACAGAUUACUUUAGGGCUGAGAUUUCCAGGCUAUCUACAUUCAUCUACUGAAAAAUUUCCAGAUUUCCAUAUACAAACGAAGAAGACAUGAGUUUAGAGAAUUUUUUUUCCUUUAGUUUUUUUUUUAACAGAAGGGUAUCAGAGUGGAGGACCUAGAUUACGCUACCUGUGUUUGAAAAUACUGCGCUUUGCCUAACCUUUGGUGGAAUGUAUUGUUUCAGCAUAUUCUAUGUAAAAAAAAAGUUUAAAGAUGUCUUCAAAGAAGACUAGAGUCUUUAAGUCACUUAUAGCUAUAUUUUACUACAAAAUUUGUGUAUAAAGAUAUAUUUAAGUGUUUUAGAUAAAUUUAAGUUACUCCAUAUGAAAUGUUUAAUUUCAGCUACUGUGAAUUCUUUCCAUCAGUCCUUUGCUUUUUUAAAAAAUCUUUUCCAUUGUGUUAAAAAGAAAAUUAGCUAUUAGGAGAUAUUAAAAGAUUGAUGGCUUAGAAGGACAGGGUUAAAACCUUCUGUAAUAUAUUUAAAUAUAUAUUUUUAAGAGAGAUGCUACAUUGCCGAUGAUUUUAUAAAUAAUUUAAAAUUAAUUUACAAAUUUAUAGAUACAAACCAAAAGAUCUUUUUAAAAGAGAGAGAGAGGAAAAAAAUCACCUUUUAUUUGUUUGGGUCUCAUUGUCAGAAUUAUUAUUCAGAUCAAGAAAUCUGUGUCAAUAAAACCUAAUCUCAUAUUGGAGAGUGAAUGUCGUUAAGUAUUUCUGAAAUGUUUCUAAAAAAUGAACAUGGAAAAAAAAGGUAUUUUCUCCCUAGCCUCUCAUUACAGUAUUUCUAAUUGCUUCACACUUUACAGUUUUAAUACAAAGUACAAGCUCUACUUUUAUAAGGUGUACUACAAGUUUCUUUAAAAGUAUUGUUGUAUUUCAGCUGAACUCUUCUAUCUAUCUGCAGUCUUGUUAUUUCUGCAGGCUACACCCUUAAUUUGCAGAGGCCAUUUUGUUGUUUGUUUGAUGCUGAAGCUGUUGUUAAAAUGCCCUAAACUCCAAGGCAGAUUGUCUGUAUAAUACGCUAUAGCUUUUCACCAUGUGGUGUUUACCAGCUGUUACUCUGUAUUUUAAAAAGCCAGAGAGUUCUUCUGUCUAAACUGUCUCUAUAGCAUUUUCUCAACAAAAAAACGGUUUUUUCCUUGCCUUGUAAUAAGAUCGUAAAUCCAUUUCCUGCUUGUGUUCUUAGUGGGCAUGAUUGUGAGUGUGUGUGGGGUGCUCACACGCGUGCCAGUCUUUUUGUACUGUAACUACCUCAUGGUUUGAAUGAUGAUUGUACUGCUGGUUGUGUUAACAGAGCACAUUUUGUUGGGUGAGUCCUAUGUGAUUUUUUUCAUGUUUGUUUUAUCUGGGGGUUGUUCAUGAAACUGACAGAUGUUUUUCUAAAAAGGACUAUUAUCAGUUUCCAAAUACAAUACUUCUCUCUUCUGGUUUUUCCUGAAUGAGCCUGAUUUUGUUGCUGGUUUUCAUCAUCUAUGAGGGUAAAAAGAGUACCCUUAAAAUCCCUGUGGCCAGUUCGAACACCCCUGUUGUAUUCCUUUCUCUGUUCAGUGUGUCAGCUAUUUUGUGAAGAUGCUUAGAUGUAUAGUUUUGAUAACCACAGUUUUAAGUCUUUUAUCUGUGCAUAAUAAAAAGAUAUAUAUCAAUUAUUAAUA
Messenger RNA from Symphalangus syndactylus (siamang), 6547 nucleotides. It is a transcript of the gene TGFBR3, whose product is annotated as transforming growth factor beta receptor 3. Lineage: Eukaryota; Metazoa; Chordata; Mammalia; Primates; Hylobatidae. Gene Ontology annotation, biological process: epithelial to mesenchymal transition; transforming growth factor beta receptor signaling pathway; cell migration. Gene Ontology annotation, molecular function: transforming growth factor beta binding; glycosaminoglycan binding; transforming growth factor beta receptor activity. The record is from RefSeq and is a predicted model, not a curated record.